Molecule: messenger RNA, 414 nt
Organism: Beauveria bassiana ARSEF 2860
Lineage: Eukaryota; Fungi; Ascomycota; Sordariomycetes; Hypocreales; Cordycipitaceae
Exons: 1
Coding region: 1-414 (137 amino acids)
Source: RefSeq, a predicted model, not a curated record
AUGAGGUACAGCCUGAUCGCCCUUCUUUGCUUAACAGGCCUUGCAUCAGCAAUACCUGUCGAGGUCCAACAGGAGGUUCCUGAGACGCCAUGUGAGUUGGAGGUUCCUGAGCCGCCAUGUGAGCUGGAGGUUCCUGAGCCGCCAUGUGAGCCGGAGGUUCCUGAGCCGCCAUGUGAGCUGGAGCCUCCCGCGCCUCCCCCGGCGCCAUCCGCCGAGCUGGAGCCUCCCAAUUGUGACGCAGGCAAGGUCCUCCUCGAUGACGAAUGCGUUAUCAAGACUGUGGCGCAGGCAAAAAAUUCGUCGACGGCGAAUGCGUUGAUAAAUUUUGUCCCGCAGGCCAGGUCCGUGUCGAAGGCGAAUGCGUUGAGGAAUGUUGCCCCGAAGGCCAGGUCCGUCUCGACGGCGAUUGCGUAG